Rhagoletis pomonella (apple maggot) is the source of this 964-nucleotide messenger RNA. It is a transcript of the gene dgt2, whose product is annotated as augmin complex subunit dgt2. Lineage: Eukaryota; Metazoa; Arthropoda; Insecta; Diptera; Tephritidae. The record is from RefSeq and is a predicted model, not a curated record. The transcript has 2 exons. Bases 184 to 927 code for a protein of 247 amino acids.
UUCGCCUUGCAGUAAGCUAUCAAAUUGCUGAAUUUUUGAACUGCUUUAUCUAUGCUCUAUGCUGGUAAACAGAAAAAAUUCAAACUCGCACAACAGGGCCAAUUAAUCCAGUCGACUAAAAAACAAAGAAUUUCAUACGAAAAUUCAAAGGACUUUCUAAAUCCAAACUAAAUAUUUGGGAAAAUGGGUGAUGCUAAUGAAACACUCAGCAUUCUCAGUGCGGAGGCGCGCAGGCAAAUGGAAGUAAAACGGGACUGCGAAUUGUGCAAGAUCAGAAAACUUCGUUUGGUGCUAGAUAACCUACAGAAAAUAAGAGUAAACAAGUUAGAUCUUCCAGACAAUGGAGAGCAAGUAGAGCAGGCACUCAAGGUGCUUGCUGUUAACAAUUACUUACAAUUGAAUGCUGGUGGAGGAGAGGAGUUUAUUUUAGGUUUAAAGGAACUUCGUGAUUGUAUUAACUUGAGUUAUACUGAACGGAAGGCGAUUCGUGAAGAAAUAAUAGCGUUACUGCGUUUGAAUCUUCAGCCAAUUAUUGAUUUUGGAAGAAAAUUAAAAGCAGAGGUGCCUGAUGUUUUUGCAGACCCCAGCACACCCCCACCAACUGCUCUGUGCCACCCCUCAGCAUCAUCUAGUUCUAAUCAUAUCAUUGCUUUGGAAGCUCAACGUCGGUCCAAUUUGCAAAAACUUGUAGAAGUUCGCAAUCGAAAAUGCGCAUUUCUCAAAGCUGCCGCUGAAUUAAAAAUGGGGCCAUAUUUGGCGCACGAAUUAGAACUUUUAUACGCUCAGGCCAGACUUACACAAGACAAAUCCAAUAUUCUAAGAGGUUACUUCGCCAACGAACUUUUAACACGAACUGAGCAUAGCUUAAAGGCGAUCAAGGAGGUUGAAAACUAUGUAGACAGGGAGUUAGAAAAGUUGUCUGACUAGAAUAUCUUCAUGCAAUAAACAUAUUGUUUAAAACGUA